GACCAUUAAUUUAAGCAGCGAUCCGCCAAAUGCUCUUAGAGAGGGGGGUUUACGGGGAAGGUGGUUGAAUGGACAGAGCGAUGACAGUUAUUUUGAAUCCAUUUACUGCCAUGGCCAAAUGUGUGCUUCAGGUAACUUUAAUCGAAAUCUCGAUCGUAAGCUUAUUUUCAUAUUAGAUUAUAGUUUGCAUAAAGGUUAUUUGCAUCAAUUUGCAAAUCACCAGGUUAUGUAUGAAUCACAGUUAAAAAAAGAAAAAAAGGUCCUGACGUUCUUUUACUCCUCACACGGAACUAACUUUUUUUUUUUUCUUUUGUGAUUACCCAGUGGUAAAAAAUAAAGUGUUCACAAUUAAUUUUUCCAUGUCCUAGGGCGACUAAAAAAAAAAAAAAUUUUAAAGUUUUUCCCCCGGAAACCCUCACAAAAUUAAUCCAGGAGGAGUACCAUGGCUUUUAGUGUGGGUGUUUUUUUUAUUUUAGUUGCGCUUCCCCUUUUUUCCAUUGUCAUUGUCUUUGUAUAUGUAUAAAGUAUCUCUCCGACGUUGACACCAUUGAAUAGACCUUUAAUCUUGAAUAAAUACUUUGAUCUUGUCGUUGU
Molecule: messenger RNA, 594 nt
Organism: Spathaspora passalidarum NRRL Y-27907
Lineage: Eukaryota; Fungi; Ascomycota; Pichiomycetes; Serinales; Debaryomycetaceae
Exons: 1
Source: RefSeq, a predicted model, not a curated record